Messenger RNA from Oryzias melastigma (Indian medaka), 1769 nucleotides. It is a transcript of the gene fbxo4, whose product is annotated as F-box protein 4. Gene Ontology annotation, biological process: protein polyubiquitination; SCF-dependent proteasomal ubiquitin-dependent protein catabolic process. Lineage: Eukaryota; Metazoa; Chordata; Actinopteri; Beloniformes; Adrianichthyidae. The record is from RefSeq and is a predicted model, not a curated record. Bases 105 to 1310 code for a protein of 401 amino acids. Gene Ontology annotation, cellular component: SCF ubiquitin ligase complex. The transcript has 7 exons. Gene Ontology annotation, molecular function: protein binding.
ACUACCCACAAUGCACCUCUCCUGCCACCGAUGAGGAAAUUUGAGAGUUGGGAAGUAUUUGCAGUUGCGUCGUUGUCCGUAACGCUCAUACAUUUCCUGAAGUCAUGGCAGAGAAACACCAGCAGUUCGAGUCUGUGAUUAUCAGAAGCCUCCGGCUUUUUAGAGAUCGAUAUUUUUCGAACAAAGAUGGCAAAGAAGACUUUAUGAAAACAGCCGCGGAACAAGACAAUGAGGAGAAAGAGUCGGGAUUUUUGGAAAGUUUACCGGUGGGCGUACAGUUCCAGAUCAUGACCUUCCUUUCUCCGUCUGACAUCUGCCGCCUUGGGGCCACCAGUCAGUACUGGAGAGCAAUGGUGAGAGAUUCAUUACUGUGGAGAUACUUCCUGUUGCGGGACAUGCCCGGUUGGUCCUCUAUUGAUCACGUGAGCAUGCCCAACCUGGACAUGCUGGAUGCUCCGCUCAUUUCUGAGGAUGAGAGCCUCGACGACAGAGAAGAAGGAGACGAAAAGGAGAGGGAAAUCAAAUUCGACUACAUGUCUGAAUACCUGAAAGGAUGCCCCUCCUGCAGACAGAAGUGGCUCCCCUCACGGCCAACCUAUGCCGUCAUGACCUCCUUUCUCCAGUACAUCGUGCGUCCAUCUGAACCUCGUUACGCCAUGUUUGGUCCUGGCAUGGAGCAGCUGGAUGUGUCGCUGGUCACCAGGCUCGUGCACGCCCACGAUAUGCUGCCUUUAGCAACCACUCCAUCCCGGCAGCAGAUAAACGCCAUUGGCUCAGGGAUCAGCUUCAUGUUCAAAAACCAGAACAAAUUUAACAUCUUGACUCUAUAUUCAACCAACAGAGCAGAACGGGAGAGAGCCAGAGUGGAGCAGCAGAGCAUCAGGAGCAAGCUCUUUACUGUUGAAGGAACCAAUGACUCGGGCUAUCCAGUGUAUAGCCCCACUCCUCACGUCCAGCUGGUGAGCCAGGUGGUGGAUGGGUUUAUUUAUGUAGCCAAUGCAGAGUCUGACAGAGCAGUUGACUGGAAGGCGGAGAUUUCCCAGAUCAGAGUUUUGCUAAACUGUGCGGCGGACCCCACAUCCAGGCCUCUGCUGGUGCUUUCCUGUGUUUCCAGAGAACAGUCAGAAACCAUAAAUACCACCAAACACCGAACUCCCUGUGUUUACGUGGCAAAGAGGCUCAACCUUCCACAGCUCUCUAACCCCUGGAUGGUGCAGGAUACAGUGGUUGAAUCCCUGUCGGGUUUUUUGGAUGGCAUUUCAUGGCUGCUGAGAAGCUCUGGUGUCAAACUUCAUGACAGUUCACCCUGAGAUCCAUUAAAACAAACACUACUGAAACUCAGGAAAAAUAACUAAAAACACUGAAGAAGGUAUUGGAAGUCUACAAUUAUUUAUUAAAAAAAAAACGAUUUAGACAUGUUUAAAGGGGUAGCAAUAACUAAAAGGUGGCAUUAUCAGCUGCAUCUUAAACGAUUAGCCACAUUAUUUGUAAUAUGGGAUGAUAAUUUGAAAAAAAUAUAUAUUUUUAAGUCAUUUUUUUUUUUGUAUCGUAAUUGAAGUACAUAUUAGAAUGCUGUUUUGUUAGACUCUAGGCUAACAAUAAUCUGUGAAAAAAAUCUGCACUUAAAAACUUCCAAAACAGAAUCUACAAGUUUUGCUUUCAGUGGUCUCCAUCUGAAUAUUAAAAAAGUAUGAUUUCAAGUUAAUCUCAUGAAGGCAAGAAAAAAAGCCUUUUUUUGUUGUUAUUAAAAACCAAUUUGCAUUGCUGCC